Molecule: messenger RNA, 1004 nt
Organism: Passer domesticus (house sparrow)
Lineage: Eukaryota; Metazoa; Chordata; Aves; Passeriformes; Passeridae
Gene: ATP6V0B
Product: ATPase H+ transporting V0 subunit b
Exons: 8
Coding region: 95-709 (204 amino acids)
Biological process (GO): proton transmembrane transport
Cellular component (GO): proton-transporting V-type ATPase, V0 domain; membrane
Molecular function (GO): proton-transporting ATPase activity, rotational mechanism
Source: RefSeq, a predicted model, not a curated record
UCCGCCGGGGCGCUGCAGUUCCGGUCAGGUGCCGCGCGGGUCAGGUGCCCGGCCCGCUCCGCUCCCGCCGCCCGGUGCCGCCGCCGCCGCCGCCAUGACGGGGCUCGCCCUGCUCUACUCGGGGCUCGGCCUCGCCUUCUGGACCACGCUGCUGGGCGUCGGGAUCUGCUACACAAUAUUUGACCUGGGCUUCCGCUUCGAUGUGGCCUGGUUUCUGACAGAGACCUCACCCUACAUGUGGACCAACCUGGGCAUUGGCUUGGCCAUCUCCCUGUCUGUGGUGGGAGCUGCCUGGGGGAUUUACAUCACGGGCUCCAGCAUCAUUGGUGGUGGAGUCAAAGCCCCACGGAUCAAAACAAAGAAUCUGGUGAGCAUCAUUUUCUGCGAGGCCGUGGCCAUCUACGGGAUCAUCAUGGCAAUAGUCAUCAGUAACAUGGCUGAGCCUUUCAGUGGAGUCACCCCAGAAGAGAUUGGAGCCAGGAACUACCACGCAGGUUUCUCCAUGUUUGGAGCUGGUCUGACCGUGGGUUUAUGCAAUCUCUUCUGUGGGGUCUGUGUGGGCAUCGUGGGCAGCGGGGCUGCCCUGGCUGAUGCCCAGAAUGCCAGCCUCUUCGUCAAGAUCCUCAUCGUGGAAAUCUUUGGCAGUGCCAUAGGGCUGUUUGGAGUCAUCGUUGCUAUCCUGCAGACAUCUAAAGUAAAAAUGGGCUGAGCCCUCCUGCACUCAGCCUGUUCCAGCCCACCCCAAGAGGUUCUGUAUAUACUUAUUUAAUGUUUCUAUACUUGAUUGGGGUGGGAGAUUCCUGGCACCGGCAGCAGGAGCCUGACCGCGUAGAGCCCCGUCCUGCAGAUCAGUCGGCCCCCUGGAAGAAACAAAUUUCUCUGUGUGAAUUCUGCCCCCAGCAGCCUGGCCCAGCUCGUGGAGCCCUGCUGCUGCCUGUCCCCGGUGUGUAGAAUUGACCAUCAGUGCAAUCCUGUGUCAGUGAAAUAAAUAUGGUUCUUGUCCA